Molecule: messenger RNA, 213 nt
Organism: Protopolystoma xenopodis
Lineage: Eukaryota; Metazoa; Platyhelminthes; Monogenea; Polystomatidea; Polystomatidae
Source: the annotation of a GenBank genome assembly
AUGAACUGCAUUGGCCGCUUGGUUUCAGGGGCGCGCAGAUACUGUCGCGACUUGAAUGGCACCAACCUGAGCGGCGCAAACGACGUCAUUGUGGUCGAGCAGGAGAACGGUGACUACCUCAGCACACCGUUCCACACAUGCUUUGGCAAAAUGGGUCUUAUCCGGCCUAAAGAAAACCUAGUGAGCCCAAUUUCUCCUUCAUAUUACCCCUAA